Molecule: messenger RNA, 612 nt
Organism: Harpegnathos saltator (Jerdon's jumping ant)
Lineage: Eukaryota; Metazoa; Arthropoda; Insecta; Hymenoptera; Formicidae
Product: ATP synthase, coupling factor 6
Exons: 4
Coding region: 222-530 (102 amino acids)
Biological process (GO): proton motive force-driven ATP synthesis
Cellular component (GO): proton-transporting ATP synthase complex
Molecular function (GO): proton transmembrane transporter activity
Source: RefSeq, a predicted model, not a curated record
GAAACUUAACUAAAAUUUGAGAACUUAAAAUUACAAACUAAGAUAAAAGCAUUCUUGAGACGAGAGUAUUCGAAACGCAUGCGUGACGAAUUCAGGACAUUUGAGAACUUUACUGAUCGUUCUGCAGAUACGUCUUCAGUGAUUGGGAAGACACUUGAGGUUAUACAUAGUGCAAGUGUUAAAAACAAAAUUAUCUGUGAUAUAAUCUCAUUCAGGCAAUCAUGUUGAAAUUACGUUUGGCCGUUAAUGUACCGAAAGUUGUAAAACGUAGCUUUGGUACUAACAUCCCUGCCUUACAAAAAGCAACUGAUCCUAUACAACAGCUCUUUCUCGACAAAAUUCGGGAGUAUAAAUCGAAAAGCGCAGGUGGCAAAUUAGUUGAUGCUAGUCCAGAAAUCCUAAAAGAGCGAGAAUCAGAACUAGAGAAACUUCAAAUAAUAUAUGGUGGUGAUAAGGGAGUAGACAUGACGAAAUUUCCUCAAUUUCAAUUUGUAGAUCCACCUGUGGAUGCUGGUGUUGAUAAGCAGUAAAUGUAUCCAUAUGUAUCAUAGAACAUUCAUGUAUAAACUGAUGAUUGAAUCAUUAAACAUUAAGUAAUUAAUUACAAAAAUA